Molecule: messenger RNA, 1650 nt
Organism: Naegleria gruberi
Lineage: Eukaryota; Heterolobosea; Eutetramitea; Acrasida; Naegleriidae
Product: rho GTPase activating protein
Exons: 4
Coding region: 1-1650 (549 amino acids)
Biological process (GO): regulation of GTPase activity; signal transduction
Cellular component (GO): cytoplasm
Source: RefSeq, a predicted model, not a curated record
AUGAAACUAACUGUUUCCAUCAUUGAGUGCAAGAAUCUAAUAGUUGGGGACCUAAUAACCAACCUUGCCGAUCCCUAUGUAAUUUGUACCAUCAAUGCUCCAGCACAAGAAAUUAGAGAAGAAGAAAAAGUUCUACCAUCACCCUCAGCAGUCAUUUCCACUCACAAAACACUCGCCGAUAAAGAAGGUGGAGUUAUUGGUUCUGCCUAUGGUUCAUUCGCAAGUUUACAACAUUUAAAUACUUUACAAAAUCCUUUACUAAGUAAUACAGUGGAGAAUAUAAAUCAAUCACCAACUACUCCAAGAAAAAAGUCACUAUGUAUUACUAGUAGUUUACAUCAAUCGAAUGAAUUGGCUAAAUACUAUUCACCUCCGACAACUAUUACUCCGACAACUCCUAGAUCUUCACGGAAAUUCUCAAGUAAUGAUUUGGCCAAAAAGAGAGCCUCUACUAGAACUAUCAAUAGUUCAAGUAGUGGAGGAAAUACAUCAAGUAUUUCUGAAGAUAUCCAUAGUGGUAGUAAUGGAAUUGGACACAUUGUCAAUGGACACAGAUCUUCCUCUUCAUCAGAUUCCAAUGAUAAAAACUCUGCAGUUACAAUGGACUCGCCAGUCUAUGAAUACGAGAAUAGGAGACCUUGUGAAUUUAAAAACAGAAAAAUCAUUGCACAGAAAAAGACUGAAAUCAUUUACAAUAAUUUGAAUCCAAUAUUUACGGAUGAACAUUUGGUUGUGGAGGGAAUUAAGGAUGAAUCAGUUGUGAAAAAUUGGAUAAUUACAUUGGAAGUGUUUGAUUAUGAUUAUAUGAAAUAUGAUGAUUAUUUGGGAAGUGUUGAAAUUUCAUUUGAAAAGUAUCAAAUUCAAGUUUUGCAACCAAUGGUUUUGACAGUGCCACUUGAAGGUGUUCCAAAUGGAGAAAUUACAAUUGAUAUUAAUCUAGGUGAAGAAUCGAAGGUUUUUGGUUUGGAAUUGGAAAAGAUCAUGUCACGUCAUCGUGAAAAGAUUCAUGGACUUGGCUUACCAAAAUGUGUUCAUGAUAUGUUUGUCUUUUUGUCUGAUGAGAUAUCUAUAUGUGAAGAGGGUAUAUUCAGAAUUCCUGGAAAGUCAGAUCUCAUUACAGCAAUCAAGAAACAAUACGAUCAAAAUGAGGAUAAAGAGAUUAAGAAUUACAUUCUUGAUCAGGAGAAGGUCUUUUUAACAGAUCCAGAACAGAAAAGAUCACCUGCCAUGGUUAAGAUAACAGCUUCUCUAUUGAAAGAUUUUAUCAGAUCCUUACCAACACCCCUUCUAACCUAUCAACUCUAUGAUGAAUUUGUGGAUUUAAAGAAUGAUGACAAGACAAUUUUAGAACUCAUUCAAAAAUUACCACCUCUCCAUCAACACUUGCUGUAUUGGUUACUUGCUUUGAUUUCAAUGAUUGAAUCUAAAUCACAACUCAACAAAAUGUCAGCCUCCAGCUUGGCAAGCGUGAUUGCUAUCAAUUUAUUAAGAAAAAAGGAUGAAAACAAGUCAGCCAAUUCCCUAGAAUCUCUCAGAAUGGAAACUGAUAGGGUUAUCAAAUGUGUAGAACUUCUCAUUAACAAGUAUCAAACCGUUCUCAAACCAUACUUUGAAAAGACUUACAGUUUUUUCAAACAACAAGAGUUGUAA